Molecule: messenger RNA, 1521 nt
Organism: Archocentrus centrarchus (flier cichlid)
Lineage: Eukaryota; Metazoa; Chordata; Actinopteri; Cichliformes; Cichlidae
Exons: 2
Coding region: 1-1521 (506 amino acids)
Source: RefSeq, a predicted model, not a curated record
AUGGCAGCUUUUGAUGGAUUCUCCUUUAAUAGUAUGGCGAAAUGUGAGUAUCUGAGAUCAGCACUCAAGAGGGAUGGCUACACUCUCCCAAAGAAUCCCACAGAAAUCUCCAAGCAGGUUAGAGUGUUUGCGAACGAGGAGAAAAUUAAACUGGCCGAAAUGUUCCAAGACAUGGUGAAGAAAGGGUUGCGUUUUUCGUUGACCAUUGACGAAUACACUUCUUCCCAACAUAAGCGGUACAUGAGCAUAAAUGUGCACGGUGCGCAAACUUACUGGAAUUUAGGUGUCAUACAUGUCCGUGGAACAAUGCCAGCAGAAAAAGUGAAAGCAUUGGUUGACGAUCAGCUUCAAUGUUUCAAGCUUGACAUGAACCAACACAUUGUGUGCUGCACUAUGGAUGGAGCAUCAGUGAUGGUGAAGUUUGGGAGACUGGUGCUGCCGGAAUUACAGCUGUGCUAUGCCCACGCAGUUCACCUGGCUGUCACAGAUGUGCUCUACCACCGUGCCACCUCUGAUGGAGAGAGCAAAGCAAGUGAAGAAGAGGAGGAGAGCAGUGAAGACUCUGAUGACGAGUUAGCUGUGUGCGAGGAUGGGUAUCGGUCAGUGAGAGAGGACAUGUACAGGAGCGUGGAGCGAGUGCGUAAAAUUGCGAGGCACUUCCACAAAUCCCCAGUCAGCAACGACAAGCUGAGGGAAUGUGUCAAACAAGACCAGGGGAAAGAGUUGGCACUCAUCUUGGAUUGUCGCACCAGAUGGAACAGUUUGGCUGACAUGCUGGACCGCUACAUUGCACUACACAGACCAGUGACGAAGACCCUCGUUGAUAUCAACAAUGCACUAAUCAUCACCAACGAAGAGCUUGCACUCAUUCAGCAACUCAGCUCCUGCUUAAAGCCGGUGAAGAUGGGAGUCGAAUCGCUUUGUAACCGUGACACCACCCUCGUUAAAGCUGAUGGGAUUUUCAUCUUCAUGAUUGACCAGUUGACAAAGCAGGACACCCCCCUGAGCCUUGAAAUGAGGGAUGCGAUUGAGAGGAGAUUCAUGGAACGGAGACAGAAGAACUUGGUAUCUUUGUAUAGGUACCUUCUGGAUCCCGGUGUUCUAGUCGCACCAGCACCAAGGCCCACUGAGAUUUUCACCAUGCCAUCAAGACAGAUGCUGAUACGGACGGCUAAGGGACUUGUGGAGCGUCUUUUCCUCGGCCGUUUCUCCGAAGAGAGCGCGAGCGAGGGUGAUGCAGAUGCCAGACCUACAUCACCGACUGAAGACGUCUCAACUGAAGGGAACCUCAACCUAGCAUUGGAUCUGCAGCAGGCCAUUUCAAUGACCACUACGCCGGCGUCAGAUGAAAUCAAAGAGGGUGACCUCAUGAAAGUUCUGACCAAAGAGUUUUCUCUGUUCGAAGCUACAAACAGGAGACCGCCCCACCUGCAGCAGUUGUUUGAUGCCCUGCAUUCUGUUCAGGCUACAUCCGUGGAGGCGGGAGAGAGCAUUUUCUAUCUGCGGCCAAUCUGUCACUAA